This is a messenger RNA of Gallus gallus (chicken), 1617 nucleotides long. RefSeq names its product serine peptidase inhibitor, Kazal type 5 (gene SPINK5). The coding region runs from base 52 to 1470 and encodes 472 amino acids. The record is from RefSeq and is marked validated. NCBI's taxonomy places the organism in Eukaryota, Metazoa, Chordata, Aves, Galliformes, Phasianidae. The transcript is spliced from 16 exons. Gene Ontology annotation, molecular function: protein binding.
CUCCCCCACUCUGAGAGCAAGCGGGCUGUGUGUGCACCGAGGUGCUCUGCCAUGAGGACUGCCAGGCAGUUUGUACAGGUGGCUCUGGCCCUCUGCUGCUUUGCAGAUAUUGCCUUUGGAAUUGAGGUUAAUUGCAGCCUGUAUGCCAGCGGCAUCGGCAAGGAUGGGACGAGUUGGGUAGCCUGCCCGAGGAACUUGAAGCCUGUCUGUGGCACAGAUGGCUCCACAUACAGCAAUGAGUGUGGGAUCUGCCUCUACAACAGGGAGCACGGGGCAAACGUGGAGAAGGAAUAUGAUGGAGAGUGCAGGCCAAAGCACGUUAUGAUUGAUUGCUCUCCGUACCUCCAAGUUGUAAGAGAUGGUAACACCAUGGUAGCCUGCCCAAGGAUUCUGAAACCAGUCUGUGGCUCAGAUAGCUUCACUUAUGACAACGAAUGUGGGAUUUGCGCCUACAACGCAGAACAUCACACCAACAUUUCCAAACUGCACGAUGGAGAAUGCAAGCUGGAGAUCGGCUCGGUUGACUGCAGUAAGUACCCAUCCACAGUCUCUAAGGAUGGCAGGACUUUGGUAGCCUGCCCAAGGAUCCUGAGCCCGGUUUGCGGCACCGAUGGUUUCACCUAUGACAACGAAUGCGGGAUCUGCGCCCACAAUGCAGAGCAGAGGACCCAUGUCAGCAAGAAGCAUGAUGGAAAAUGCAGGCAGGAGAUUCCUGAAAUUGACUGUGAUCAAUACCCAACAAGAAAAACCACUGGUGGCAAACUCCUGGUGCGCUGCCCAAGGAUUCUGCUCCCAGUCUGUGGCACAGACGGAUUUACUUAUGACAACGAGUGUGGCAUUUGUGCCCAUAAUGCACAACAUGGGACUGAGGUUAAGAAGAGCCACGAUGGAAGAUGCAAGGAGCGGAGCACCCCGCUUGACUGCACCCAAUACCUGAGCAAUACCCAAAACGGUGAAGCCAUUACCGCCUGCCCCUUCAUCCUGCAGGAGGUCUGUGGCACUGACGGCGUCACCUACAGCAACGACUGUUCUCUGUGUGCCCACAACAUUGAAUUGGGAACCAGCGUUGCCAAAAAGCACGAUGGGAGGUGCAGAGAGGAGGUUCCUGAGCUUGACUGCAGCAAGUACAAAACCUCCACGCUGAAGGAUGGCAGACAGGUGGUGGCCUGCACCAUGAUCUACGAUCCCGUCUGUGCUACCAAUGGUGUCACCUAUGCCAGCGAAUGCACGCUGUGCGCUCACAACCUGGAGCAGCGGACCAAUCUUGGCAAGAGAAAGAAUGGAAGAUGUGAAGAGGAUAUAACAAAGGAACAUUGCCGUGAGUUCCAGAAAGUCUCUCCCAUCUGCACCAUGGAAUACGUACCCCACUGUGGCUCUGAUGGCGUAACAUACAGCAACAGAUGUUUCUUCUGCAACGCAUAUGUGCAGAGCAAUAGGACUCUCAACCUCGUGAGUAUGGCAGCGUGUUAACUCUGCACUGGAGUCCAGCGUGGGAAACAAUCUGCCUUGCACAUGAGUCUUCGUGGGCCAAUAUUCCCCAACGGUUUUCCUUCAGCUUGUCUUGUCUCCCAAGCUCUCAAAACACCUUUUUGGUGAAUAAACUCACUUGGCAACGUU